This is a messenger RNA of Talaromyces rugulosus, 1629 nucleotides long. RefSeq lists its product as uncharacterized. Gene Ontology annotation, molecular function: carbohydrate:proton symporter activity. Bases 1 to 1629 code for a protein of 542 amino acids. NCBI's taxonomy places the organism in Eukaryota, Fungi, Ascomycota, Eurotiomycetes, Eurotiales, Trichocomaceae. Gene Ontology annotation, biological process: transmembrane transport; carbohydrate transport. The transcript has 7 exons. The record is from RefSeq and is a predicted model, not a curated record. Gene Ontology annotation, cellular component: membrane.
AUGAAGCCUUUCAGCACCCCAUACACAGUCCUGACGGACCGCCUACGAGGGCGAGGGCGCAAGUCGGCAUGGAUUGAAUACAUUAUAACGGCAACCUGCGCUAUAGGCAACAUGCUAUUUGGAUACGACCAGGGAGUCAUGGGCGGCUUCCUCACUUCCAUCCCAUUUGAGCAAACGUUUCCGUCGAUUUCUAGUACUGCAGGAAACGCCACACUUCAGGGCUUCACUGUGGCUGUAUACGAGAUUGGGUGUGCGAUUGGUGCGUUGAGUGUGAUAUUUGGCGGAGAUCGAUACGGUCGUAGAGUGACUGUGAUGAUGGGUCAGACGAUUCUUAUCGUUGGAUCGGUGCUGCAGUUCACUUCAUACAGUCUGGCACAGCUUAUAGUGGGCCGGAUUGUCACUGGCGUUGGUAAUGGAAUGGCUGUCGCCGUUCUCCCGACCUGGAAUGGCGAGUGCUCUCGAUCAUCUAAUCGAGGACGCGCUGUUUUAUGGCAGUUGAACAUCAACAUUUUCGGUAUCGCUGUGGCCUACUGGGUUGACUACGGUGUCAACCAAUCCUCGCUGACAGUCAACACGGACUGGUCAUGGCGAUUCCCGUUGUCACUUCAGAUCAUCUUUUCACUACUUACAAUUCUCUUAUCGUUAUUCCUGCCGGACUCACCACGUGCCCUUGUUAGACAGGGUCGGAUAGAAGAUGCCCGAGAUGUGAUUGACAUGCUCUCUCUGGAGGAAGAUCCUGUUAAGCGAGCCCAAACCACGACUGUCCACCUCUCUCUUAUUGAAGGCACGCUCGAAGAGGAAGUCGAACAGAAUUCCUCCAGCUGGAACGAAAUUUUCACCCAAGGUGAAUCUCGCUACUUCCAAAGACUAGUCCUUGCGACCAUGGCACUUUGUAUGCUGCAGAUCAGCGGUCUCAAUUUGAUUACUUAUUAUGCGCCCGUUAUUUUUGAAAACACCCUCGGCAUGUCCCGAAAGCUCAGCUUGCUGGUUUCAGGCUUCAAUGGUCUGGAGUAUUGGCUUGCCACAUUUGUGCCUAUCCCUAUCAUCGAUCGCGUUGGUCGGCGACGUAUCAUGCUGUUUGCCGCCACCGGCCAAACAAUCACCAUGGCCGUCCUGGCUGGGUGUAUUGCGUACCCGGACAACAAAGCAGCCGGUUAUGUUGCGGCCGUGGGCUUGUUUGCGUUUAAUACCUUUGCCGGAAUCGGCUUCGACGGUAUUCCAUUCUUGCUUCCUGUCGAGCUGACGCCACUGAGAACCCGUGGCAAAUCGGUGGCUAUCGCGACGGGAUGUUUCUGGCUAUGCAACUUCUUUGUCGUCAUGAUCUCGCCGGUGUUGAUCGACAAAAUCAAAUACGGCACGUACAUUUUGUGGUGUGGUACCAAUCUGGCAUUCAUUCCCAUGAUCUACUUCCUCAUCCCCGAAACAUCCAAAGCGGCUCUAGAAGACAUCGACGUCCUUUUCGAGACCAAUCCUACCUGGCUCAUUGGGCCAGGUUCCCGAAAGAAGCUGCAAAAUAUUGUUGCCAAUCGCCAAACGGCUGAAGGCAUUCGAAUCAACGAAAAGGGCAAUGAUAAUGUAGAGAACAUGACCGAGGUAGAAGACAUAGACAGUUCUUCUAUACAACAAUGA